Messenger RNA from Cercocebus atys (sooty mangabey), 906 nucleotides. It is a transcript of the gene SULT6B1, whose product is annotated as sulfotransferase family, cytosolic, 6B, member 1. The transcript has 7 exons. Gene Ontology annotation, molecular function: sulfotransferase activity. Lineage: Eukaryota; Metazoa; Chordata; Mammalia; Primates; Cercopithecidae. Gene Ontology annotation, biological process: sulfation. Gene Ontology annotation, cellular component: cytoplasm. The coding region runs from base 1 to 906 and encodes 301 amino acids. The record is from RefSeq and is a predicted model, not a curated record.
AUGGCUGAUAAAUCCAAAUUUAUUGAGUACAUUGAUGAAGCUUUAGAAAAAUCUAAAGAAACUGCACUUUCUCGCUUAUUUUUCACCUAUCAGGGGAUUCCUUACCCCAUCACCAUGUGCACCUCAGAAACUUUCCAAGCGCUGGACACAUUCGAAGCCAGACAUGAUGACAUCGUGCUAGCAUCUUAUCCAAAGUGCGGUUCAAACUGGAUUCUCCACAUUGUCCACGAAUUAAUAUUUGCUGUUUCUAAAAAAAAGUAUGAAUAUCCAGAAUUCCCAGUUCUUGAAUGUGGGGAUUCAGAAAAAUAUCAGAGAAUGAAAGGCUUUCCAUCACCAAGGAUUUUGGCAACUCACCUCCACUAUGACAAAUUACCUGGGUCUAUCUUCAAGAAUAAAGCCAAGAUAUUGGUGAUAUUUCGAAACCCUAAAGAUACGGCAGUAUCUUUUUUCCAUUUCCACAACGACGUCCCCGAUAUUCCAAGCUAUUGCUCUUGGGAUGAAUUCUUCAGACAGUUCAUGAAAGGACAAGUUUCUUGGGGAAGCUAUUUUGAUUUUGCAAUCAAUUGGAACAAACAUCUUGAUGGCGACAAUGUUAAGUUCAUAUUGUAUGAAGACCUGAAAGAGAAUCUGGCUGCUGGAAUAAAACAGAUUGCUGACUUCUUGGGAUUCUUUCUAACUGGGGAGCAAAUUCAAACUAUCUCAGUCCAGAGCACCUUCCAAGCAAUGCGUGCAAAGUCUCAGGACACACACGGUGCUGUCGGCCCAUUCCUUUUCCGCAAAGGUGAAGUUGGUGAUUGGAAAAACUUGUUCAGUGAAACUCAGAACCAGGAAAUGGAUGAAAAAUUCAAAGAGUGCUUAGCAGGCACCUCCCUCGGAGCAAAGUUGAAGUAUGAGUCAUAUUGCUAG